AUGGUGGCGAAGAAGGCAGCUAACAGCGGGCAGAAAGAGGCGAGCCGUGCAUCGCUGCCAAAGUUGCAGAAGUCUGCCUCUGCUCCAGUUGCCAGGACUGCAACUUGCCCAAACAGCCAGUCGCUGCCACGGCUGCUGGGUGCACAAAGGGAGCCUCCACGAGAGCCUGCCAAGCCGGAGGCACCAGAGGCAUCGGAGGUAGUAGAGGCCUCCACGAGCCGUGAGUUGCGGCGAGAACUGCUGGAGGUGCUUUCAAAUCCCAAUAUCCGCAGCAUUGCGACCAAGUACUACCAAGCUCAGCUUCCAAAGAAGAGCCGCCUGGGUUUUCGCGACCUGCGGCAGGUGCUCAAGGCGCUGAAUGAACACUUGGGGCUUCCGCUGCCCACGGCAGCGGCUGCAGAACAGCUGUUCAAGCGCUACGACUUCAAUGGUGAUGGCGACUUGAGCUUUGAGGAGUUCUUCGAACUCUUUGUGACUUCCUUGCGACGGGCCGCCUUUGAUCGGUCGGUGCUCUUGGGGCGAGAGAUCUUUGUAACCCAGGAGCCUGGCAAGGUUUGGGAGAUCUACCAUCGUGUCAAGACGUUGGGCGAAGGCUCCUUUGGAACGGCCCACUUGGCCAAGCACAAGAGGACCAAGGAGGAUCGUGUGGUCAAGACUGUAGAGAAAUCCAAGGCCAAGCUGCCGAUCGAAGACAUCGAGAAGGAGAUCAUGGUGCUUCGACAGGUGGAUCACCCUCACAUCAUUCGCCUCCAUGAGUGGUAUGAAGGGUCAUCCAAGAUCUAUUUGGUCAUGGAUGCAAUCAAGGGCGGCACCCUGCGGGAUGCCCUCCUGGGAUUUCAGUCCCGUGGGGAAGCCGUGGAGGAGUCCUGGAGUCGGCAAGUGCUGCAGCAGAUGCUCCAGGCCAUGGCAUAUUGCCACAACAAGCGCAUCAUCCACAAGGAUUUGAAGGAUGAGAACGUCAUGCUGCUCAAGGGGGAGAGUGCGGAGCCUUUCGUCGUGAUCAUCGACCUGGGCGUCUCCGAGAUGUUUUCGCCCACGGAUCCCCAUGGCAAGUUGAUCGGCGGCACGCCUAUGACCAUGGCUCCUGAGGUCUGGGACAACAACUUCGGCUCGAAGUGCGAUGUGUGGUCUGCAGGCUGCAUCCUGUUUGAAAUGCUCACUGGAAGCAUUCCGUUUGCCGUGAGGAGUAUGGUGGCCAAAGACUGGCAGACACUUCACCGGUUUGGGCCCGACUGGACGAAGGUGAAGACCUCCAAUCUGAGCCAAGAGAUGCUCACCUACUCCGACAAGCAGAGGCCGGCGAUGAUUCAAUGCCUACAGCACCAGUGGUUCUCCGUUGAUGCUGGAGAGCUCAAAGAUCCUUGGCUCAUUCGGAAGGCCUUGGAUGCGGAGGAACUGAAGCAACUGCAGGACUUCGCCAAGGAGACCGCCUUCCGCAGAGCCGUGAUCAUGGAGGUGGCUUCGAAACUCCCCAUUGAGCGGGCAGAGCGCAUCGCCAAGGCAUUCGAGCGGUUCGAUGAAGACCACAAUGGUGGCAUCUCCUUGGAGGAGCUGCAAAGACUUUUUGCCAAGAUGGGGCUCAAGGACAAAUCCUUGCAAACACGGGCCUUUCAAGCGCUUGACAUCAACGGAGAUGGUGAUUUGAGCUUCAGCGAGUUUGCAGCAGGAGUCCUGAGAGUCUUUACAGAGCUCUUGGAGGAGCGGUUUUUAGAACUCUUCCGAAGGUAUGACUUGGACUCUGAUGGCAUGUUGAGCCGGGCAGAGCUCGAGAAGUUUGUGGAGAAGGUUCUGCCUUUAGCCAACCGUUCUGUACAGCAGAGCCCGGAGGCGGCAAUCAGCCAGCUUUUCGGCGAUCAGGAGUCCAUCAGUUUCGAGGAGUUGAGAACACAGCUUCUCCCCGGCAAAAGGCUGAGGAGAUAA
This is a messenger RNA of Durusdinium trenchii, 1920 nucleotides long. NCBI's taxonomy places the organism in Eukaryota, Dinophyceae, Suessiales, Symbiodiniaceae. The record is from the annotation of a GenBank genome assembly.